AUGUGUCUUGCCUCGUGUCAAAUGCUAUCUAACCUUGAUAACAGGGAACGCGACACUAUGGAUCAACGCAUUGGUUCUAUCGACGACGUGAUUGCAGCUGCCACCAAAUUGGUGUUUGGCAAUAUUAACGGCCUCCACUCGCCUGCCAACAUAUGA
Molecule: messenger RNA, 156 nt
Organism: Laccaria bicolor S238N-H82
Lineage: Eukaryota; Fungi; Basidiomycota; Agaricomycetes; Agaricales; Hydnangiaceae
Exons: 1
Coding region: 1-156 (51 amino acids)
Source: RefSeq, a predicted model, not a curated record